GCGGGAGCCAGGCCUCCCCGCUGUAAACAAACACCACAAAUGGCGGCCAAGGAAGCCAAGCCAAACGAUCUCCUCAAGAACGAUGCUGAUGCAGCCGGCGCAGACAAGGAGAACGAGCCUCUCUUGGUAGCUGAUGGCGAGAAGAAGAGGGAGGAACGUGAAGAUGGGAAGAACGAGGGCGAUGACAUCAAACUUAACAUUGGGGAGCAAUAUAUGGUUCGCCGCGCUGACGAUACUUGGCAAGCAGCCGAGAUCAUCCAGAGACGAUACAAUGAUGUCGAGAUGCAGGAUGAGUAUUACGUGCACUAUGAUGGCCUUAAUCGCCGACUGGAUGAAUGGGUCACUAAAGAGAGAAUUGACCUGUCAGAAUUGUAUCAACGAGGAGACAAAACACUUACAGGGAAUGAUCUCCUCAGUGACCAAACAGCAGGCCGCAAGAUUACAAGAAAUCAAAAACGAAAGCAUGAUGAAAUUAACCAUGUCCAAAAAACAUAUGCAGAUAUGGAUCCAACUACUGCUGCUUUAGAGAAGGAACAUGAAGCUAUCACAAAAGUAAAAUAUAUUGAUAGAGUACAGAUUGGCCGAUUUGAAAUUGAUACCUGGUACUUCAGCCCGUACCCGGAAGAAUAUGGCAAGGUCCCUAAGUUAUACAUUUGCCAAUAUUGCCUGAAGUACAUGAGACUGGAGAAAACAUACAGAUAUCAUUUGAGUGAAUGUACUUGGAGGCAGCCUCCCGGCCGGGAUAUUUACCGCAAAGGUACACUUAGCAUCUAUGAAGUGGACGGUGCUGACCACAAGAUUUACUGUCAGAACUUAUGUCUAUUAGCCAAAUUGUUUCUUGAUCAUAAAACCUUAUAUUUUGAUGUGGAGCCGUUCUUGUUUUAUAUUCUGUGCGAGGUGGACAAGCAAGGUGCUCAUUUAGUUGGAUAUUUUUCAAAGGAGAAAGAGUCCCCUGAUGGUAAUAAUGUAGCAUGCAUCAUGACCCUGCCACCAUUCCAAAGAAAAGGUUAUGGAAAACUUCUCAUAGCAUUCAGUUACGAAUUAAGCAAGUUGGAAGGUGUUGUAGGCAGCCCUGAGAAGCCAUUGUCAGAUCUUGGGAAGCUCUCGUACAGAUCAUAUUGGACUUGGGUGUUACUAGAAAUUCUCAGAGACUUCAAGGGUACUCUUUCCAUCAAGGACCUCAGUCAGAUGACAAGUAUCACGCAACAAGACAUAAUAUCAACACUGCAGAAUAUCAACUUGGUUAAGUACUGGAAAGGUCAACACGUAAUAUGCGUGACACCAAAAUUAGUGGAAGAAUAUAUUAACUCGGCACAGUUCAAGCGGCCGAGACUAACAGUUGACUCAUCAUUGUUAAGAUGGUCUCCUCCUAAAAGGCAGCAUAGCCAGAAGAGAAAGUGAAGUCAUCUUCAUAUAUACUGCCCUUACUGGAAACUGGUGAUGUUAUAGAUGGAUUAUAAGUUACUGUGUGCUUAUUCAUAUGUUGCAUACACAGUAUAUAUAUGUACAUAUGUACAGUAUAUUAGUAUAUUUUGGUAGCAGUUUUUCUUGAAGACACAUGUUAUUGAAUAUGACCAAAAGGGUCAUAUUCAGUUCUGUUUCUAGCAUGAUCUGAUCAGUAAUUCUAGCAUGAAACGUCUCUAUAUUUCUUAUGUUUCCUUCACUUGGGAAAGAAGUUGAAUCUUAGCUAUCCCUAGUUUAUUUUACGGUUUGACUUGGAUGGCUUGUUUUGUUGAAGCUCUCUUUUUUUUCAGAGGCAGUGUAUACAUAGUGACUGGGGGGGGUACCAAGUGAAAUGCCAUGAAAGACUAAUGCUGUUUUAUGCAAUUACAUACCCACUUGGGAACUGUCAGCCCCAUUGAUCUCACUAUAUAGGCAAGACAGCAACAUAUAUUUCAAUAUCCCUGCCCCCCCCAAAAAAAAAUCCCUACAAAAAAAAAUAUCUUUCAAGGGAUCUGACUUGUAUACAAACAACAAGGAUAUCAAAGAUCACUACAUACAUCCAGACCAUCACCAGAGAUAUCCUGACCAACACGACAGAAAAAUUGACCAUGACAAAAAAAUUUGACAUGGCUGAGGUACUGCAUAUCAAACACUCAUUCAAUUAUUGACAGUACGCUUACUCCUGGACACACCUUGCCUUCCUGUAGACCAAGUAAGAAAUUGCUCAAUAACAGCCCAAUUCAAAGUUGGAGAAAUUGUUGGAGAAUGUGCAAAGACCUUUUACUGUUAGAAUCCACUCAAUAAAACAUCUAAAUUAUUAUGACCAUUUGAGAUUUUUAAAUCUGCAUUUCCUAGAGUGCAGGUAGGAGAGAGAGAAUAAUUUAAACUUUGGAAAUAUUAGAGGAUUGGUUCCAAAUCUGCACCUGGAAAUAACAACACAUGAGACUUGAAAGCAUAGCAGGAAGUGCAAAAUAGGCCAAAAUUAAAAAAUAGGUCCAAGACUUCUUAAUUAACUGCAAAGUAAGGUAACCACACUUCCUCAGCUGAGAGCGACUGUGCAGCCCCUUCACAUCAUCUCAUCGUACUUGGUGUACAUAAUUUUACCCCCAGCCACUAUACAUACACUCCCUCUGUAGAAGUCUGGGAGCUUCAAUUAAAUAUGCCCCUCAGUGGCAUGUGCCAAGCCAUAUAAAAACUGUCAAAUAAACUUAUGAUGGAAGUUGCAAAUUUAACUCACCAAAGUGAAGAACAUAAUAAAUUUGACAGAGGACUCAUACUUGAAUUAAUGAUGUUAAAAUAAAUAAAUAAUAAAUAAAUAUAUAUGUAUACUUAUAUAUAUUCAGGGGUACCACCUCUGGUGCAAUUGUAGGGACCCACAUCCUCGAAGAAGCAAAUAAAGAGUAUUCAGAGAAGGCC
Molecule: messenger RNA, 2859 nt
Organism: Procambarus clarkii (red swamp crayfish)
Lineage: Eukaryota; Metazoa; Arthropoda; Malacostraca; Decapoda; Cambaridae
Product: histone acetyltransferase KAT8
Biological process (GO): negative regulation of DNA-templated transcription; positive regulation of transcription by RNA polymerase II
Cellular component (GO): chromatin; MSL complex
Molecular function (GO): histone H4K16 acetyltransferase activity; transcription coregulator activity
Source: RefSeq, a predicted model, not a curated record